UGCUUUGGGGGAACCCCUCCCCCCUCCUCCCCCGCAGAGGAUGCGGGACAGUCUGACUGGUCCUGAGCUCUUGACUCCUCUCGGCUCAGAAGUGGUCGCGAUUAUCCUGAGAAUCUCACCGGAAUCUCGCUCUGGGAUCAGAUUUCUUCUGUUUUUCUGGUUUUACCCUUCCGCUCCAAGUCUGGAUUUGUGAUAUCAUGACGGAAUAUUGAGGAUAGUUUUAAUUAUGGUUCGCUUUAAAUGUCCAUGUUUACGGAGCUGCAGCUGAGGUUUCAUUUGAUGUCGGACUGGAUUGUUUCAGCGAGAUGGAUACACAUGAGAGCGCAGUGCUCAAACUUUUUGUUGUUGGGAUUUUGGAAGCAGAAUCAGCAGAGCAGAGGCAGAGAUGGUCUGCAGCACAGGGACUCUCUCCAGGAUGUGUUUAAUAAGGCUGAGGGAUCUCAGACAGCAGUUGUUGAGCUGAUAUGUGGUCUUGGUGCCAUCUUGCUUCUCCCAUGUGGACUCUGAACCAGUCAAUGUCUGGAUGAUGAGAGGCCUGUCAGCCACUGACAGUUUCAGCACAGAGCCCACCCCCCUCUGGCCGAGGAAAGCCUGCAAUGAGUCACGUCUGCAGUGGGAGGUGGAGAUCUGUGGAGAGGACUUCAAGCGCGACAUGGCUCACAUAGAUCCACAGUACUGGUGUAACCUCACACACUUCAUCAGUGAGUACCACCUCUUCACCCUCUGCACAGAGACCAAGUCCCAAAUUGUCCACUGCUACUGGCCCAAUCCACUAGUGGAGAGCUACAUCAUCCGUGUACACAAGCACUUUUUCUCCAACUGCACCAUGGAACAGGUAGUGUGGGUGGACCCGCCGGAUGACAUGCUCACCAUCCUCAUCCUCAUCCCUGUUUUCCUCACCAUGGCCAUGAUUGCCCUGGUGGUCUGGUGCAGCAAGAGGAGUGAUAUCCUGGCCUAGGAAGGGAGGAGGAUGGAAGGGGAUGGAGAAGGACUGAGUUCACAGUCCCAGCCUCUUGACUGAAACAGCACUGGACACAUCAAAGGAGUUGUUGCUGGUCAGACGUUCCAUCAGUGGCUCUGCAAACCACCCAAGCGCCCUGUGAAGACAAGGAAAGCAGUCCCUGGUUGUUUUAUAAAACUUUUCAUGUAUAAAACAUCUUACAUUGGCCUGCAAUACUAGAAGAUGGAUACCACCAGUCUGCUAAAUAUUAACAUACAGCCAGCAGCUGAUCCACUGGUGGAGAGCUAGCUUAGCAUAAAGGCUGGAAGCAGGGAAAAGCAGCUAUACUGGCUCUAUCUAAAGGCAAAAGAAAAACUGCUUACCAGCCUUUCUUAAACUCACUGAUUAACACAUUUAAUUUCUUUAAUGUAACUUCAAACAACAACUCGCCGUUUGAUGGUGUGUUAUGUCCAGUUUAGGAAACUCCAGGCAGGUUAGUUUUGGAAAGAGCUCUUUAACACUGUUUUCAGUCUUUAUACUAUACUUAUACUAAGCUAAGCUAGCUAGCAGCUAGCUCCAGCUAUGUAUUUAUCAGACAGACAUGUAUGGUAUCAAUCUUCUUUUGGCCCCAAAUAUCAAAGUAUUUCUUUAAUUGAAUGUGUUUCUGAAUGGGGAACUCUCCUUUAAAUUGUGGGGAAUGUCUCCUGUUUGCCACAGAUACAGGGCAGUCUCUGUCUCUCUGUGCAACAGGGACAAAGACCUAACUGAGACACAGAGGAUGUUGGUGGUUUGAUGCCGUCGUCACUUAUCAGGGAAACUGACCAGUGGGGCAGUUCACCAGAUCUUGGAUCUGAAGCAUGGACAUCGUAGAUUCUUGUCAGAGAACUGUAUUGUUGCUGAAGGCCAAAGUAUCCACCAAGCAUCAGAGGCAUCGACUGAACUCAAGACUUCCAGAGGACACUUGUUAAAUAUUUGAACAUGAUACUGUUUGAUGGCUUGGAAGGAUGAAAAAGAUGCCAAAUUUUGACUUAAUAUUGAUUCUGCAGGUUUGAUCUUACUGUUGACUUACUGAAUGGACAGAAAAAAAACACUGGUGUGGAUCCCAAAGACAAGGCAACAGUAUGAUUUGUAUAUUUUGGGACUUGAAUUUCUUGUGUGACUACCUGAGCCCUGAUGGACUGUAACUUAUACUAUGGAAUAAAUUACUGUUAAUAUACUGUUAAAAUACUCACAAACAGGUGUUCUCUGUGGAAACAGACUAACUAUGAACUGACACUGGGAUUUCACUGUACAAUUAUACCCUCUGUGCUGUCUACUGUAUCUGCAUUGCAUCUCCACACCAGUGGAAAUUAAUUCCUUUUUAACGUACGCACAUCAUCAGUUUUUUGGACUGCUCCUCACCAGCCACCAGGCCAACUAAACCAAGCACAGAUUUUUUGUUCUUCCAAAGCGUUGCCAUCAGUUUAUGUUUGUCAGCUCACCUGUGCACUUUCUCACCUCAGCUGCUCCCUGUGGAAACUAAAACUCAGCUUAAGUACCUUGAUUAAAUCUCCAGUCUCUUAGAAUAGUUGAUUUCUCUCCUUCAUUACAUGAAGAAAACAAACACUGAGCAACACAGUUUUGUGAUGCUGUCUUUUUUUAGCUCAUUUUAGCAGGGUUUCCCUCAGGAAACUGAUAGGGGGGAUGUAAGCCCCUCACCAAAUGUUCAAAGCCCUGUGUGAUAGAGAUCCAGCUGGUCAGCACACAGUUUUAACUGACUUUAUAUUUAAUCAUUUGUCUUAACAUUUAACCAGCUUGGAAGACGAAGACUGACACUGUCCCUGACACUGUGACACACUGCUCUGAUUGGUUAUUACAUGCAAACACGUUAUAUAGAUAGAUAGAUAGAUAGAUCAGUCACCUGCUGAGCAGACUCACAUCCUGACACAGUCCAUCUCUUUAUCAGUUAUCAGAUGAAUUCUUGAAAACAUGGCCUUUGCUGUGUUUAGAAGCACCACUGCUUGUUUUGUAUGAUAUUUUUAUAAAAAAGGAAUAUUUCUUCUGAUAGUGGAGAGGCUCUUUAUUUCACUUCCACCAGACAUGCGGCACAACAGGAUGAUAACACUGUCCUUAAAGGACAUAGUGAACUAACUGCUGCCACAGGAGGAAAAACAGCAUUUCCCCUACCUCAUCUGGUGUGAAUUAGGCUCAAUGCUAACUUUAACCCUGGAAUAAUGUAAAGGUUACUUUAAGAUAUCAAACUGAUAAGCAUGUAUUCAAAUAUAAAAAUGCUAUUAAGAGUCAUCAUGACUAAAUCUCCCCUUUACUUUUCCACUGAAGACUUGACUCAAUUGAGUCUUUACUUUUUUGUUCUAAUGAACUCUGAAACACAGAACUUCAGUCCAGCACAGGGGUCGUGAGGUGCAUUAAGAAUGAUUUGAAACCUGUCAAAGGCUUUUAAAACAAACCUUCAUAUGACCAAUGCUCACUGAGUGUAAUGACUGAUCACCAGAUCUAUAGAUGUUUCCUCCGGAGUCGUCCAGCGGGCUGCUCCACCCACCUGAGCGGUCCCAGCUAACAAACAAAGCCUCCUUGUUUAUCAAGUCCUCUUUUUAAUCUGUCAUCUGAGAAGUGUGUAAAUGUGUGCGUAUGAACAUCCAUCACUGUCAAAAGGAAAUGCAGUCAUUACUGGUGUACACUUUCACAUCCUGAAGGAAUCAUUUUAUCAUUAUUAACUGUAGAUACUAUUUAAGGUCACAAUUAAAAUCAAAUCA
Seriola dumerili (greater amberjack) is the source of this 3693-nucleotide messenger RNA. RefSeq names its product receptor activity-modifying protein 3-like. Bases 524 to 958 code for a protein of 144 amino acids. NCBI's taxonomy places the organism in Eukaryota, Metazoa, Chordata, Actinopteri, Carangiformes, Carangidae. The record is from RefSeq and is a predicted model, not a curated record. Gene Ontology annotation, cellular component: cell surface; signaling receptor complex; membrane. Gene Ontology annotation, molecular function: coreceptor activity. The transcript is spliced from 5 exons. Gene Ontology annotation, biological process: intracellular protein transport; regulation of G protein-coupled receptor signaling pathway; cellular response to hormone stimulus.